Messenger RNA from Oryza sativa Japonica Group (Japanese rice), 1968 nucleotides. Its product is annotated as 3-ketoacyl-CoA synthase 20. Gene Ontology annotation, molecular function: acyltransferase activity, transferring groups other than amino-acyl groups. The record is from RefSeq and is a predicted model, not a curated record. Gene Ontology annotation, cellular component: membrane. Lineage: Eukaryota; Viridiplantae; Streptophyta; Magnoliopsida; Poales; Poaceae. Gene Ontology annotation, biological process: fatty acid biosynthetic process.
CCCGCCAUCUCCGACCACCCACCACCACCGCCCUCCGCCGCGUUCCAUCUCCUCUCCCCUAUCCAAGAAACCGCUCCCGCCGCCGCAGUCGGCCCGUACCGGCCGGGGAAGAUGAAGCUGCUCUACCACCACGCCAUCUCCAACGCGCCGUACCUCAUGCUGGCCGCGGCCGCCGCGGCCGUGGCGCUGCGGGCGUCGCGGCUGGCCCCCGCCGACGACCUCGCCACGGCGCGGGAGCUGCUGGCGACGAACCUCCCGCUCGCCGUGGCGCUCCUCGCGGCGGCGGUCGUGCUCGCCACCGCCUACCUGAUGCGGCGGCCGAGGCCGGUGUACCUGCUCGACUUCGCGUGCUACAAGCCCGGUCCCGAGCACGUGGUGACGAGGGAGACGUUCAUGGCGCAGUCGGCGGCGGCCGGCGCGUUCACCGGCGACAGCCUGGCGUUCCAGCGGAAGAUCCUGGAGCGGUCGGGGCUCGGGCAGGGGACCUACUUCCCGGCGGCGGUGCUCAACUCGCCGCCGAACCCGUGCAUGGCGGAGGCGCGGCGGGAGGCGGAGCAGGUGAUGUUCGGCGCCAUCGACGCCGUGCUGGCAAAGACCGGCGUCCGGGCCAGGGACAUCGGCGUCGUCGUCGUCAACUGCAGCCUCUUCAACCCGACACCGUCGCUGUCCGCCAUGAUCGUCAACCACUACAAGCUCCGCGGGAACGUCGCCACCUACAACCUCGGCGGCAUGGGCUGCAGCGCCGGCCUCAUCUCCAUUGACCUCGCCAAGCAGCUGCUCCAGGUUCACCGGAACUCGUACGCGUUGGUGGUGAGCAUGGAGAACAUCACGCUCAACUGGUACUGGGGCAACAACCGCUCCAUGCUCGUCUCCAACUGCCUCUUCCGGAUGGGCGGCGCCGCCAUCCUCCUCAGCAACCGCGGCGGCGACCGCCGCCGCGCCAAGUACCAGCUGCUGCACACGGUGCGCACCCACAGCGGCGCCGCCGACCGCGCCUACCGCUGCGUGUUCCAGGAGGAGGACGACGCCGCCGGCGUCGGCGUCGCGCUCUCCAAGGACCUCAUGGCCGUCGCCGGCGAGGCCCUCCGCACCAACAUCACCACCCUGGGGCCCCUCGUCCUCCCCAUGUCCGAGCAGAUCCUGUUCCUGGCGUCGCUCGUGGCGCGCCGCGUGUUCGGCCUCGCCGGCGUGAGGCCCUACAUCCCGGACUUCAAGAUGGCGUUCGACCACUUCUGCAUCCACGCCGGCGGCCGCGCCGUGCUCGACACCAUCGAGAAGAACCUCGGCCUCGGCGCCUGGCACAUGGAGCCGUCGCGGAUGACGCUCUACCGGUGGGGCAACACGUCGAGCAGCUCGCUCUGGUACGAGCUCGCGUACGCCGAGGCCAAGGGCCGCGUCCGCCGCGGACAGACGGCGUGGCAGAUCGCGUUCGGCUCCGGGUUCAAGUGCAACAGCGCCGUGUGGAGGGCGCUCCGCACCGUCGAGCCCGACGCCGACGAGCGCAACCCGUGGGCGGGGGAGAUCGACAGCUUCCCCGUCGAGGUGCCCAAGGUGGAGGCCGUCGCCACCGCCACCGCCGACGCCGCGUCGUCGUGAGAUCGCCGCCGCCGGCGAUGGCGACGAGGAUGAUGGUGGUUCUUGCAGGCUCGGUUGUUUGACUUGUUUUUCUUAGUUUCUUUCUUGUUUUUUUCUUUCCUUUUCUUUUGGGGUUUUGAAGUAUAUACCAUCAAAUUCAAAUUAAUGUACGCUAUAACGUCAGGCAACCUGUAAACAUUAUUUAAAUUUGAUGAUGGUUUAAACUAAGGUGACUUGGUUUGGAACCUGAUGUUUGGAUUCAUCGUAACUGAGAGCCUGAGAGCCUGAGAUAGAUGAUGUGGGCUGGAAAAGGAAAAUGAAAUCAUUCCAAAUUGUAUAAACUUAUGUGUAACUGAUAUAGCAUGGGAUGGGCCUAAUGGGCCACGUUUUAUA